This is a messenger RNA of Synchiropus splendidus (mandarinfish), 36441 nucleotides long. Its product is annotated as epidermal growth factor receptor substrate 15-like 1. Lineage: Eukaryota; Metazoa; Chordata; Actinopteri; Syngnathiformes; Callionymidae. Gene Ontology annotation, cellular component: plasma membrane; clathrin coat of coated pit; cytoplasm. Gene Ontology annotation, biological process: endosomal transport; endocytosis. The record is from RefSeq and is a predicted model, not a curated record. Gene Ontology annotation, molecular function: cadherin binding; calcium ion binding. The transcript has 24 exons. Bases 76 to 2607 code for a protein of 843 amino acids.
GUUGUGGCGGAAUAGUCCAGCGCUCGCGCCCGCCCGGUUUAGGGGCGUGUGCGCACUCCCGCGACACCAGGAAACAUGGCGGCGCUCAUGACGCUCAGUCAGUUGUCAAGUGGAAACCCUGUUUAUGAAAACUACUACAGACAGCUUGAUCCAGUCAACAGUGGCAAAGUAUCAGCCAGUGAUGCAGCUCAAUUUCUCAAGAAAUCCGGCCUGUCAGACAGCACUUUGGGGAAGAUCUGGGAUUUGGCUGAUUCUGAGCGUAAAGGCUACUUGGACAAGCGGGGCUUCUUCGUCGCGCUGAGGCUGGUGGCUUCAGCUCAGGGAGGAAAUGACAUCAGCCUGAACAACCUCAACCAAACCUUAGCUGCGCCCAAAUUUAGAGACACAGGCAGCCCUUUAGUAGGAAUUUCAAGCACCUCGACAGAUUCACACUGGGCAAUACGACCGGAUGAAAAAGGGAAGUUUGAGGGCAUCUUUGAGAGCUUGUCGCCUGUGAACGGCUUGCUGUCUGGUGAUAAAGUCAAGCCGGUUCUGAUCAACUCCAAACUCCCACUGGAUGUGUUGGGAAAGAUUUGGGAACUGAGCGACGUGGACAAAGAUGGACAGCUGGACAAAGAAGAAUUCACUGUGGUCAUGCAUCUGGUGUACCGAGCCAUGGACAAGGAGCCGGUCCCAGCGACCCUUCCUCCUUCCCUCAUUCCUCCCUCUAAGAGGAAGAAGUCCGCCGGCGCUCUGCCUGGCGCUGUGGCAGUCCUGCCUGCCCUGUCCGGCCUCGGAGCUGGUGCAAGUCCCCUCAAAGAGACUCUGCGAAGCACUCCCCCGCACGUCAACUCCUCUCCUCUGCUCAACACUACUCCACUCAGCACUGCGUCCUCCAUCAACCUCUCUCCCAAACACUCCUUUAAGUCGAACAAACCGGUGGCAGACAACUGGGUGGUUCCUGCUGCUGAUCGAAACAGGUACGAUGAGCUCUUCAAGAAAACGGACAUGGACAACGAUGGACUGGUCACAGGAAGCGAGGUCAUCGAGAUCUUCAUGCAGUCCAGUUUAUCGCAGACCAUGUUGGCGCAGAUAUGGGGUCUGGCUGAUACUAAGCAGACAGGGAAGCUGAAUCGGGAGCAGUUUUCUCUGGCCAUGUACCUGAUCCAGCAGAAGGUCAACAAAGGUGUGGACCCUCCUUCCAGUCUCACGUCGGACAUGAUCCCCCCCUCGGAGCGGAGCUCAAUGACGACGAGCUUGGUGGGGCUUAUGUCUGCUGCUGCGAGACCAGCAGUAGCUAAUGUUCGAGAUAGCGCAGGCUCAGCGGAGUUGACAGGCAUCAAAGAGCUGGAUGACCUCAGCAAGGAAAUCGCUCAGCUGCAGAGAGAGAAGUUCAUCCUGGAGCAUGAGAUCAGGGAGAAGGAGGAGGCCAUCAGACGGCAAAACACAGAAGUUCAAGAGAUGCAGGAAGAUCUGGACCGAGAGAACAGCAGCUUGCAUGACCUGGACUCCCAGAAGCAGGAUGCCCAGGAGCGCCUGGAGGAGAUGGACCAGCAGCGCUCCAGGCUGGAGGGGAUGGUCAACGACAUGAAGCAGAAGUGUCAGGAAGAGUCGCAGAAGAUUUCCUCCCUGCAGAGUCAGAUCCGCUCGCAGGAGUCCAAUCUCCGGAGCCAGGAGGAUGAAGUCAGCCGAACGAAGAGCGACCUCGGCCGCCUGCAGGACGAGGAGGCCCAGCUGGAGCAGAGUCUGCUCUCGGGUCGCGUCCAGCUGGACAGUAUCAUCAAGUCUCUCAAGAAAACGCAGGACGAGAUCAGCCAGGCUCGCAGCAAGCUGUCGCUGAUCCAGGAAAACCAGAAGGAGGUGACUAAGACCAUCGAGCAGUACAACGCCGCCAUCAACGAAAUUAACGGAGGAAAUCUCAGCAAGCUGCCGGAUAUAAGUGACUCCUUUGCUGAGCGGGAGAGCAGCGGUUUCAGAAGAGCGGACGAGUCUUUCAAGUCCAAGUUGGCUAUGUUCAACAACAGCAGCAGCAGCAGCAGCAGCAGCAACAACGACAGUGGCAGCGGCAGCGCAAAGGAGCGUCAAGCAGACCCCUUCCAGUCAGAAGACCCUUUCAAGUCGGACAUAUUUAAAGAUCCGUUCGGUGGCGAUCCGUUCAAAGAGAGUGAUCCCUUCAAGGGAGCUUCAUCAGAAGACUUUUUCAAGAGGACCGACAAGUCGGACCCAUUCGCGUCUUCCGACCCCUUCGGUAGAAGGCCAACUCCGCCAGCCAAGCCGGGUGCCUUCAACACUGGGGAUCUAUUUUCUUCAAGCAACCUUAAGUCCAAAGAUUCAGACCCGUUUGGGAGCAACUCUUACGGAGGCAAAGGCGGGUUCGCUGAUUUUAGUCAGAUGUCCAAGAAACCGGACCACCCAGUUCUUCCAUCAAAGAAAAAUAUCCCGAACCGUCCCGCUCCUCCAUACGGAUCCGAACCGGCGGAGUUUGGAAGUGAGACUCAGCAGCUGGAGUGGGCCAAGCGGGAGAGCCAGCGCGAGGAGGACGAGCGGCUGAGGAGGCUGCGGCUGCAGGAGCAGCAGGACCUGGAGCUGGCCAUCGCCCUGAGCAGAGCCGACAUGCCGGGCAGCUGACCAGGUCGGCCUCGCACCACACUGACCCCUCCUCAUCCUCAUCCUCAUCCUCCUCCUCAGACUCAUCACGGCCCCUGUUACCAAUUAGUGUCCGAGUCCAGCCGCCGCUGGACUCCAGUCAAUUGACUCCACAUUUAGCAGCUAGCUAGGGUUCACUGCCCCUCCACCACACGACAACUAUAAUCAUGGACAUUACGCAGCCACUUGAUCUGACUGCGGCUUGGUCCUGCAAGAACAUCGCGUUUAAACACAACUGGAACCAGCUGCAGACCCGACUCUCCAGCCUGGUCCAAAAACAAAGGCCUUUUAAAACCUUAACUCCAGACUCGUGCUCGAGGUGGUGCUGCGCUCCCCGAGUGGACUGCUUUUAACACUUCUGAUUCUACUGUAAAUACUGGAUUCUAACAGUUUUAUGAACAAAGUGCGUCUUAACUACCUGCAACAUGAUGUCAACGCUAAAACGUCGCCUGUUUAUUUAUGAUCUUCAAGUGCACCAGGUGAGUCAAGAGUCCUGCACUACAUUCACCUCCUCAUUCAUCCAUGAACUUCUAUUUUUUACUGCUUAACAGUCGCUAAUUUUGUUCGUGACGCUAAUCAAGUUUAUUUGGCACAUGAUGUAUUCGCCGCCGCGUUUUCCGUAUCAGCUUAUAAUCAUGAUCUUGCACACGUGAUCACCGAACAUGGAGGCUGCUCUCGAGCAUUAUUUUAAUAAAUAAAAGUGAUUUUAAAAUGUGCUUUCAAGCUACAUGCUGGUGUUAUUGACACAGUGAAAUGAUUUGGGGCGAAACUGGGUCAAAUGUGGAACAGAACUCAACUUCUGCUUCGAUAUCUGUAGCGAAGUGAGAGUGAUAGAUUUUUAUCUAGCGUUGCAGAUAUUUUUGACCCAGUAUUUGGUUCCUCUUUUUUGAUUCGACGGUUUCUAAGUAUCUGAAGACACGUGUCAGUUCUGAAAUUUAAACUUUCUGGAUUUUUUUUCCCCCCUCCUCCCCCUUAAAGCAGGGACUAUCUUGCCUCUGCUCGAUUCCCUCUGGACUGUGGGAGGAAAUCAGAGUGUUCAGAGGAAUCUGAGGCAAACUGGAGUUUCCUGGAGCUGGAUAGUUAACAUCUUGUUAGCGGUGGUCACAGGUGGGACGGAAACCCACAUUGUUAACGGAACUUUAGCGCCACCAGAUGGUGAUGCAGCUGUAAGAGUGGGCUGUGAUGGCGUACGCUUCCCUGACUGUGACACAUGGUGUCAGAAGUGGGAUGUCAAUUAUCUGAAAAGAUCCCCUGAGAUGAUGGAUUCAUGUGUUGUGACGGCCACGAAAACUAGUGAGUGUAGAAAGUCAGCUGUGAUAAUGGUUUAGCGGUGGUGAGGUGCUGAAGGAUUAAAGUGUGUAUUUUGUCGUCGCACUCAAGCGAUCAAUCAAACCUUUUUAUUUGGACUGAAUUUGUUGGCUCUUGUUGAUUCGACAGCUCAGUAGAGGGUUUGAAGCGAGUCGUCUCAGACAAAGUAGUGUAGUAGUUCGAGACUGGUGGGUUACUGUGUGUAAUUGUAGUAUUAAGAGUCUUUUGAUGUGCGACUAUAAUUUGCAGCCAUCAGAAGGACUUCCCUGAUGAGGGCUCGCCGUGCCCCCUCUGUCCAGACGGCUCCGGCUCGCUCUGUAAUUAUGGAAAUGGAGUGUUUGUAUUUAUAGGCUGAGCCCACAAGUGGCUGUCGUGCAGCUGCAAAACAUCUCGCUGGAAAUCAAGUGGCCCAUUUUCCUGCAGAUCAAAUCGACAAACCUGUAGAUUCGACUUAGCGCUACCGUGGUGACGCUGCACAGGGCUGCCGGCUGUCCAGGGCGCUCACUGUAGUGAGGGGAAGGAGGGAUGACGCAACACCGCCCAGUCGCCCGCCGAUCCUCGAAGCCUUUUGAGGGCCAUUUAUGAAGUCCUCGAGUUGAAGUCGGUGUGGUCGUUCACUUGGGUGUCGAAUUUAAAAUGUCCUUCAUGUGUCUAUGACUUUCAAGUGGAAAAACUAUUUAAUAAAAGUCAAUAUUUGUUCAAACAUCAAUUUAUAGGAUUAUGGUCUUGUAGUUUGUAAUUGAACUUUUCAGUGCUGUAUUUUAACAGUCAAUGCUCUUAAGACACAUCAUUAUUUUUUGUUUUUAUUAUUCUGCACUGAAGGUAUGACAAUUUUAAGAUUGAUUUAAACAUGCUAUUGGUUUAAGGUGGAUUUGAAUGGGGCUUUCAAUAUUGAAAUAAUUGAUCCUAAAUCUCCCAAUAUAAUCGAAACAAAUGUUUUCAUAUAGAAAGAUAAAUCAGUAAAGGAUAAAUGUCUGGGUUGCAUGUGCUGUCUUAACUUUAAUUUCAAGAGACAAGUCUGUUCUAACUGUUUGAGGCCUUUUUUUUUUACAUUGGUCACGUCUAAUGCCCCAUUGGCUGGCAACAUGCAGCUGCCAACUGUCUGUUAUUUAAUAUAACCUUUUGUUUUUUGCCAUUUCCUUUAGUGUAUUUUCUCUUGUAGUAUUUUUUCAUAUUUUGUCAUAUUUAACUAGUAUAUUUUUUUAAUCAUAUGCUGAUCUUUACAUUCCUUUUACAUUUGUUUAUACUUUUUUUUCCACAUCAGGACUUCAUAUCAUAUCUUAUCUUUUUAGCCUCUACAUAGCAUGUCUUUCCCCCAAUAAUACUUGAACUUAAUUGAUACAUAUUGCUACUAUUGAGCAGUAUUUGUGUUGUUGCAACUUCUCUUGUGUGUAUUUCACAUUUCUUUCUCUGGAAUUUAUCAAGGUAAAAGGUAAUUUAAGUGUUAAAAUGGCAUUCAUUUAGAGUCAAUCAUCCACCAUGUUAUGCUUAAUUCUUGUGUGUGAACUGCAAAUAUAAAGUGUUCUUCUGAAGUAAAACCAUGACAGACAAAUCACCAAGUUUGAUUUUGUUUAAUAUUUACAAUAAAUACACAUCUUACAGUAUAAAAUACAUGUCCAUAAUUAUAUAAAUUUAGGUAGAAAAUAAUGCACAGGACAUCAAGCCCUGAUAGUGUACAGAUGAUCUGCAUCGGGUUCACAACGAUAAAAAUAAAGGCAGUUUUCGGUAAAAACAUUGUCUUUGCACACGUCGGGCAGCUGUAUGUGCAUAUUUCACUCCUGUCAAUCAGAACAUGUGGAAUGGAGUCGUUCCGUCUCAAAGAGUUACAGUAGCAGAGUCAUCCGAGGCACUUCAUGUGUCAAACACACGGAUCCAGUUUUGUCAUUGGAGGAACGGGGCCAGCCCCCGGUGUGAAGCGAGUACAGCUUUUCUAAAGCUUCUUCCACAACAAAUACAUAUAGCCAAAGUAGUACCAGCUACAUUACUGGGUAACAAUUUAGAAUGAGGUUUGCGUCACUUAGAAACGAGUUCCGGUGGCUCGCUCAACAGUCCUUCUGUGGGAUCCCCAGUGCUGUUUGUGAGCGUGUCGUAAAUGACGCUCAAGAGGUCCCUGUGGUGAGAAUCCUUCAUCGUUCCCAACAUGGCUUUGGUAACAGUCUUGAGCGCGGCUCGUUUGUAAGUGCUCAGGAAUGAAUCCAGGUGACUCAUGUCGCGUGACUUGAGGCCCAGAUUAGCUGAUGAUGAAAAGUAUUUGACAAACCUGUUGAUUCAAGUGUGUCACUGCUCUGCGUCACCUGUUGCGACACUUGUAUGUGAUGGUUGUAGCAAACCUCAUUGUAAAGUGUUACCAUGAAUAUUAACGAUUUUGUUCAAUAUUAUAUUUAUAUAUAUAUAUAAAAUGGCUUUGGUCACCUUUAAAUAAAAAAAAAUAAAAUGCAGUUCGUUCACAUGUGUCGCUUCAUGUGAAGCGCCAAAUGGUCCGAGCGUGAAAAGGCGCGCUCGCACAGGUGACACUGGAACGGCCUGUGUCCGGUGUGCUUCCGGAAGUGACGUGUCAACUCGUCCGAGCGCGCGAACUUCCACCCGCAUCCUUCCCAGCUGCAGUGAUAUGGCUUCUCACCUGGAGGAGAGAGGAGAGAUGAGUGACGUGGAACGGUGGGAGCUGGCGCGCAUGCGCGCAGGUGCGGAGAACUUACCGGUGUGAGUCCGCAGGUGCGCCUUCAAGUGCGAACUUUUCGUGUAGGUUUUCCCGCAGCCAGCGAAGGUGCAGGUGUGCGUGGCGGUGCGCUUGCGCGGCCAGGUUCGGCGCCCUCUUUUGGGCUUGGACUCCAGCAGCUCCAGCGGGGAGGAGGGCGGGGUGAGCAUCACUCUCUGCGGCUGCAGGUUCACUGCCUCGUCGUACAUGCCGAAGGCUCCGUGGGGGGCGGCGUGAUACGUCAUCUGCAUGUGCGGAGCCUGAGGAUGGUGCGGGAAGGCCGGCGUGGGGUGGUACUUCUGCUGGAAGUGGCACAUCUGGGCCUGACAGUCCGACACGCCUUGGUCGUCCGGGCUGAGCGGCGGCGUCAUGUUGCUGGCUGCCCGCGGAGAGAUGGCCACUCGGGGCUGCUCGAAGCUCAGCAUGCACGAAACGUUCCCCUCCUGCUUGAUCUUGCUGCAGCUCUGCGGCACCAUUCCCAUAACCGGUCCGUAAGUGUCCAUGGCGGGCUCCACUUUGAUGUCCUGGCGCGGGAAGUGGUCGAGGAAAACUCGCCCCUGGACGUUGCGCGUAAAGCUGUCGCCUCCAUCGGCGCGCAUGAGUUCGGUCAUGAGGCUGGCGCCGUAGGGCGGCGGCGGGGACCGGUGCUCCUCGCUGGGGAAGGCGGCUGCUGCUGCUGCUGCUGCUGCACCGCUGGGGUACAUGCUGCUGUGCUCCGCGGGGCCCACGUAAGCCGCCGCGCCGUCCGACCCGCUCGUGUUGGCCAGGAUAAAGUCCAGAUCCAAGUAGUUGCUCAGAUCCUCGUCGUCUUUCUUGCCGUCCAGGCUGUGCACCAUCUCGAGCAUGGAGCAGCUCCCGGUGACCAGUUUGUCCAUGUCACCUUUCCACCUCUGCGGAAGCAAAGAAAUCAGUCAGAACAAAGAUCAACCAUCGCGAGUCGCCUCGGCGCAACAGGUGGAUCCCACUGCGCCGCAACUUUACGCACACAACUUCAAGCCCGCGCCUCAACUUACAUGCUCCCAAGUCUUCUCUCUCUGCGCUGUAAACGUAGAAAAGGAGGGAAGCAUCACUCCGGAUAAAGCCAUCGUUGGAUAGGUCGUGAAGUUUCGGGGAGAUUCGAGCGGCUCAGUUGGCAGUGGCCGCUCCGCUGCUGCUGCGCGUCUGAGACAUAAAACCAGCUGACAGUGGGAAGCGGUUCCUUUUAAACCGGAGUGGAAGUCCUCCGGCCAAUUGUGAGAGCUCAGGAAACCACGUCGCUUCUGGUAAAAUUAGCUCUUUAUAAAGCCAGUCCAGCAGCCAGCGCAGCUCAGAUGUGAGGGCUGCCGCGGCGCUCUUGGCUCCUAUAAAGCGCGGCUCCUCCUCGGACCGUGACGCAAGACACCGCGGGGACGUCCCAUCGGAAAAAAACGCCGCGGCUGCCUAUAGAAACGAGGAUUACGCAAUGAGCUGACGAGUCCAGUGACAGAAACUGAUAAUACAGGCUCGCUCACAGGACACAGUUACUCACGAGCAACUGUAAGUUUCAGAGUGAGAUGUUCAAGUUGUACCACUGCUGCUAGUAACAUACUCUCACCUGCAUUCACGGGAACUAACGCCACCUAAAUAGUGACGAACGUUGUGCUAUUACUUUUCUUUCGCAUUAUUUUUUGAUUAAUUUGCCAUUUUUUAACGAAGUGUUAUUGCUCCAAUAUACUAUCAAAAACAAAACAAAUCAGAAUUAACCCCCAAUACUGCUACUACUACUACUAAUAAUAAUAAUAGAGUCACUAUUAUCCCCUUUUAAGGUUUAAUAAUUGUAUGAUUUUGUUUAAUACUUACAAUAAAUGGGUGUCUUUUAUGAUGUAUUCGCGGUAGAAAACAAUGCCCAAGACAUCAAGCCCUGAUUUUUUUUUUAAAUGUGACGUUAUAGUGAAUAAUAAUUGUAAACAAAAACCCACGUUUUCUGUGAAUAAAAGUAUAAUUAAUAAGCAACAGGACUUCAAAUGCCUGCCAGUUAUUUGGGGGGUUGAUGAUGCAUUGCUCAACCAUUUCGCGUGCUGUGUUGUUCGUGGACUGUCGGAUUUAUAGUUAGAUAUUUUGGUCUGGUUUUGUCUCGAAUUAAAACGCCAAGCUGAACAAAACGCCGCUGUGUACAUGUUGCCGCGUCUGUCCUGGAUGUGCGUCGCGUUGUGGGCUCCUCGGGUCUUGAUCGGGGUCCGUCGCUUUCGGCUCAUUAUCAUUAAUGGAGCGGUGUUUUGUUGAGACGCAGCGGGCUUGUCUAAACAGGCGCCAGGCUCGUCUCCAAAGCGGCUUUCACGCGCGGUCCCGCGCUGGUGUCAACACGCUUCGGGUUCUCUGCCCAUUCAGGUGCAAAUGCUCGACGAGGGGCCUUCAGUGGCGGCUGCCUCCUCCAUUUACAUCACAACCUGGAAUGACAGGGCAGGUUCGCGCGGUGACGUCACGGUGACUGGCUCCCGGGGUCAUGAGGGCACAGGUCUGCGGAGUCACUGGGCCCAAUAAAACUCUGAUAAAGAACAAUAUCAGCAUAAUUAAAGACCGAUAUUCGGUUAUUUAUUGAUUUAUUUGUGGACUGGCAAUGAACACUGUAUCUAAAUAAAUAUAUGACCCCGAUUAAUGUCAUUAUCACACUCCUGUUAGGGUUGAAAUUAAAAUCAUCUUAAUGAUAGUGAACAAAAUUAAGGUGCUAAUUUGAGCUUUAAAUGGAUUAAACUUCAAGGUUUGAGCAAAGAUUUGAGAUUUUUUUUUAGCUUUAUGCAAGUGACAAGCACUCUAGCUCCUUUUUAUUCACUCGUUCAACAAGUAUGAGGUAAACUAGUUAACAGGUUAAAAAAUGUCAUUGCAACAUAAAGGAUCUUAACUCAAAAAUAAUACUUUCAGAAGCAUUUUACUACUGUCAUUAGCGCUAAGCUAGCACCUCUUCAAAUGCGCUGUGAACAGGUGGCGCAAAGAGAUACGUUUAUUUCGGUGUGCUCUAACUUCACGCUAAACUUCGAAAAGGUUGUUCUGUACCGAAGUAUCGGCCCUUGACUCUCAUUAAGAACAUGAAGUCUUAGUUCAGAUGAGUGACUCACCUGUUUGUGGGCGAUGAUCUCGGCCCCAGAUAUCCAGUAAUAUCAGCCAAGCGUGUCGCACUUCCUGGCUCAGUUUGUAGCCAUAGUCAGGUUUGUUUUAUCCUGUGUUUGUAACUUUCCAUAUGAGUAGUCUGGUGACUUAAAACUGAUGGUCAUCUAUGAUGGAUUUCGCUGCAGGUUGAGCCUGUGUUAGUUUAGCUUCAGACACAGAACUCACCGGUCAUCACUGGGCUUUAACAAAUACACGAUUUAACACACAAAAACAUGGCACACUGGGCAAGUGUUUGCGCAGCGAUCACACGUGGAUGUGGCAUAAACAAGGCGGGAUGCUGGAGGGUGAGUGAGGUGGCUUACUGACGCUGCGUCAGCACCCAUGACUCUCGCGAAAAGUGAACCCUGACAUUGCAAACAAUGUGCUACUGCUCUUCACAACAGUGGCCAUGUUUGUUAUGUCGCAGGAGCGGUCUAGAUUAUUGGAGUGUCUGAAUGGUAGAAAGUUGUGUAUUAGUGGAAAAAAUAGCUGCCAAAUCUUGAGUCAUGACAUGGAGUCAUGGCGCUGUUAACGUAUCCCCAAAACAUGUCAGAUGUUUUCUAUGACGUGUUAAACUCGGAGUCAAAACAUCACCAAUCAUUGUUCUUUCAGACCUGUUUAGAAAACAUAUCUAUUGUUGUCCCCCUCGGUCAUGUGACCGCUUCCUUUUGAGCGGGUCUGAGCAAACAGAGAUGAGCCUGACAGACGCGCAGGUCAGCGCUCGCUGAGUCCACCUUCUCCAGCUGUGAGCGCCUCACAUCCUGAGCCCUGAUGUCAGUGGAAAGUGCGUCACUCGGCGGGGAUGAGCUUUAACCGCUGCCCUGCUGACCGCCGACCCCAGAGUUCCCCCUUCACACUCACCCUUUCACAACCAGAGUACUAUUCUGUUGUACUCUGUGUCAGAUAUCACAACAGGAUAUUGAACCUCCAGUGAAUUUCUCUGCUUCUGCUUUUGGUCGCUCAACCUCAGAUUAUCUGUCCUUUCAUGGAAAGGAUGAUGCAGAUAAAGUAAUCUUUCAUUGAUUUUAACAUUUCAAUAUUGAGCGCCCUAAAACAAAAGAUUUUUUUAGGAAUUAUCCCACUGAUUUGUUUUAUUUUUGUUUUUUCUCCCUGUUAUUUUUUCUUUAAAACCUUUUAAAUCGCACAAUAAAAAGAUUGAAUAGCAAGGUUUUUUUUUUUUUUUUUUAUAAUUUUUCCCCUUGGAUUAAGUUGGUAAUUUUGAGUUAAAUGGUCUCGGUGGAAGCCUCGGAGCGGACCCAGGACUAGCUAGAGAGCUCCUAAAGUCACUGCCGUUUGAGCCACUGCUCUUGCAUGGAGAAUAUUCUUUCACCUGCAACCUUCUCCGUAUGAUGUAAUCCUCCCAGUGUCCCAAAAAUACUGCAUGUUUGAAGGCUUGUAUUGAGUAACUUGGGUUUCUUGUGACGUACGCAGCGUAGUCCAUGACUUGGUGGCAUGUCAUGAUUUACGACAGACGUGGACCUGUCAGGGCGCUUUUCGCACUUGAAUAGGCGGGAUUCAUGUCCGAGUGCUGGCAGAGGUUGCUGGCACGACGCCUCUUUCCCCCGCGAGGCUCGCCCGCUCAAUGGCCUGAUGUUGAGGAGAAAGGACAGGUCUGUGUUGCGCUCUGUGCCGUCACUUCCCGUGGAGAAGUGUGCGUACCCUCAGAGAGAAUUUUAUUUACGCAAAUUGGGUGAGUGUUCGGGGCGAGGGCGCGCAGCGGGUCCGAGUGAAAAAGAUUUGUCACAAGCGCAUUAAGUGCAAUUUCAUUAACCCCUUUAGGGAGCCGACGACCUCUGCGGGGGAGAGGUCAGAGGUCAGGCACGGGACAAACACCUCGGAGGUUGUAACGGAUUGGAUGUCGUCCUCAGAUUCUUGACCUUGUGAACCUGUUGAAGAAGUUAAACACUUUGAACUUAAAUCAUUAUUUGAGCCUCAGAUGAAGACAAAUCUGCCUAGUGACAGUGAACAGCACUCUGUCAAACACACCUCACUGUCGCGCGAUAUAUAUAUGAUAUAUUAUAUUAUUUUUUAAAUAUAUUUUAUGUCAACAUUUACUGUAUUCUUUUUUGUUUGUUUUUUUUCUUCUACUGUUACAUUUUGGACUCCGUUUAACAUGACCUUUAAGGGAGAAGUAUUUGUUUCCUGGCAGCAUCUUUUUUUUCCGAUGAUGAAUUUCCCUUUUUUUUUUUAACUCAGUAAGGUUUGUUUCUUUUCAUUUUUUUCCGUGGCUGUUGUUAGACUACAUUUUAUUAUUAUACAUUUCAUUUAUUAUUUUUUUCAGGAGAACUUCUUUCUUUCUUUCUUUCUAAUGAGAAUAUUAUUAUUAUUGCAACUCUUUCCGCUAUUAAAGUGAAAAAGCCACCGUUUUCUUUCUAAUAUUGGGGCCUAUUAUGAACCGUUUUUACCUGGACUUUUCCUUUUCACUCACUUAUCCCACCGCUCCUGCCAGCAUAUAAAGUGUUUUCAAAACUUUCAUCAGCAUUCACCCAAACAUUUCUCACAACCACUCCGGCUCCUUUAAGACGAUCCUGUCUUGGUUUUCCACAUGACACAUGCCUCCCAGCAGAAAACAGAACUGGGCGAACAGUGAGAAUAAAAAUGUUCUCUGAAACAUCUUCCUCGGAAUUGAGACUUGCACAAUGCUUUCACCCGCGGUGGACGGCGAUUGUGGCGAGCUGGCGCUCACAUCAACACACUGUCACUUUGCUACCGACUCAUGAAGCUGCUGACGUGUUCUGUCAACACGUGGAGACAGUGGAUCGGAGAGAUAUGUUGUUUUCACAGCGAGCUCUUCUCGCAAACCUUCCCACGCUGGAAAGGCUGUCAGUGAUUCGUGUGUAACAGUCGGUGCUGUAUCAUGGGACGCCUCACUCUCUCCAUGAUCAAACCGCCUGUCAUUAACGCUGAUACGUUGUUUACAUUGCAUCACGUCUGUCGAGUGUUCCGUCACGGCGGUGAGGAUCUGGCGCUCCGACUCGUGGCACGGAAAAACAGCGUGUAGGUGCGAGAUGCAGCGGCGAGGCCUCGGGCCGGACUGUGCCAGAGUGGGACUGUGCCUGCGCUUAUAUAGCCCGGUUAUUUUUAACCGCCCGCCCUUCACUCAUUACAGCGCUUCCCCUCUCUCGGACCACUCAGGAAGCACGCUUGGCUCCCCUUCCUGCUCGCGCGAGGCCAGAUUCCAGCAGAAUCAAAGAAUGAUAGCAUUCAUCCCCCCCGCCCCUCGACCCCCGUCUCUUAAAAGAGGUGCAGAGAAAUGUUGAGCAGAGGAGGCUGGCACGUGUGUGGCAUGGGCCCCAGUUCCAGCGGCGGGCAGGAGCUGCUGAGGUGAAAGAGACGCGCCGUCAUUAGCAUCACCAAAGGGCAGUUGAGUUUCACUGUUGAUGGUAACAGUCCGCAAACGUAUGCAGCAGGUAAUUACCCCAGCUGAUUUGAAUAAUGCGCCGCCGCCGCAUGACAAGGCCGCCUUGUUUACCAGGUUAGGAUGAAAGGCCUUAUGACAGAUAAGACGGCAUCAGUUGGGGCUCACAGGGGAGUCACUCAGAAGUUCAAACCCCGUCUCAUACGCUCGGUGAGCUUCCGUGACGUCAACACACCUCUGAUCUUCAUCAUCCUCUGCUCUCGGAUCACUGUCUGGCUCGCUGCUGCAAAGUUAGCUUGAAGUGCAUCGUUCGUUUCGAUGGGAAACCUGAACGUUCCGGUCCAAAUCUCCUGAACUUUAUCUGUACUGAGGGGGACUGGGCUGUGGGAGGAAAGCUGAGUGCCUAGAGGAACACUAAACUCCACACAGAAAGAGCUUGGUUCACUCCAAACUCAGAGUUGCCGUCAGCUGAACCGUCUUGCUCCGCUCAGAGUCUCUGGCUCUGGAAGAGCUGGACAUUAGAAUCUUUUUGAUCUGAACAUUUUAAAGCCCACUCUUGUGCUCAGGUGUCUUCAGGUGCAAUACGGCUCAAGUGGCAAGAACCCACUCUGCAUCAGGGCUGAAAAAUCAAGGCUCAGUGUGGAAUAACUUAAGUUAACUUUUGACAUAAGAUAAGAUAGACUUUAUUGAUAUCACCAAGGAGAAAGAGUUAGUGCAAGAUACAGGUAGUCAUCUCAACAUAUUUACUAAUAUGCUAUAUAAAAAUAUACAGUAUAAAUUCAGAUAAAAUGUUAAACUAAGGAAAAACAUGUUUAAAAUUGUUUUAAAUAUUUUUAAAUCAAUAAACCAAAAAAGAGCAUCUUGCAGUGGAAUGGAAUAUUCAUUAUUUUGAGGCUGAAAGUCAAAUUUGUCUCCCCUUGUCUGCUGGUUGUAAACCUGUUUAAUUGCCUCCACAUGCAUCAGAGAGGUUGCGAACAGGGACUCCACGCUGCGCUCAGCAGCACCUCGCUCUUAAAAAGCCCGUGUCUGGCUUCCACACAACCCCAACGUGUCCUGACAACUAACAUUGCAAGUGUGAUGGAAACCCACCUUAUAAAAAUAUGCAGCUCCUUCUGGCCAGCGUGGAGAGAAUAACAGCUCCAUGUGGAUAUAAUUGAGCCGGAGCAGGGGGGGAUGGGCCCCAAUUUAUUAGCUGUUAACAGCAGGAAUGAUACCGGUCCCACUCAAGGCACCGCACACACGCUCAGGGAGGCAAGACCUGGCUGUGAAAAUGUUGUUUCUUUCUCUCUGGAGUGUGAAGAAGGCUUUUUAUUUGAUGACUGCUCAGAGGACCCCACAUUCUCAGAGUGGACACCUGAUAUUUCACAGUUGGCAAAGUGCACUGUGAGGAGCUUCGCUCGCGCUCAAAUAUAGAGCGAUGGUGAAAUGAUGAGAGAAUAAGACGGAUAGAGAUUACAAGAGGUGAUAUCACCGUCACUUCUGGACUGUAGAGCAAUGUCUCAGGGGAAAAUAGCUUUUGUUUGGACAUAAGCCUUGUGUGUCCGACUCACCUUCAUGUAAAUAAAACACCUGCGAUUUCAUCGGUUUAAUGUCAUGAGUUUCUUGGCACCAUGAAGCUGUAUGUGAGUCGCGUUUUUCAGACAUAGAUUUCAGGUUGUCAGAAAUAAGUAGCGGUUUAAAGUCUGGAAUUUAUGGUAGGUAAAAUACGGGGAAAGGAAAGUUCCAUUUAAUAAGUCACAUUAUUUGGUUUGGACAUGAAUUACGGGUCGGAUAUUCAGUUUUGCUAUGAGGUCAAAUGUCAAAAUAAUAAUGAGAUGGUUAUUCUAAAAAAAAAAGACACGUAUUCAAUUAUCACAGAAAUACUGGGAGGAAAAAUUGGGAUGAACAUUUAGGAAAGUAAUCUGAAAGUCAAAACACUGAAAGUGUUGAAGCUCAAAAUAAUAAUCACUGAAAAAGUCGAGAUGGUUAGUAAAAAAAGAAAUUUCCCUCCAGAACGUUCCGUCAAUAAGUCAUCAUCGUGUGGUAAUAUAAGAAAGGUGGCGAUGAUUCAGGAGUGUGACCCUGAGAGCCUCUGCUGUGGAGCAACGGCAGAUGGUGUUUUUAGAUUGGAUUGCCUUUAUUUUACACUCUGCUUGGCUUUUUACAGCUCCUUAACCAAACACCUCCCUCAACAUAAGUCUUAAUCGUCAUGUUUGUAGUUUGCGUCUAUGUUAGCAUAAGUGCUAAAUGGGCUAAAUGUCAAAAUGAAUUGAGUUUUUCUUAAAAAUGGCUGCUGAAAAACUGCUUUUUUUCACUGAUUUGUAUUAACAUUUAAAGAGAAUUUACAGCAGCAAUGACUCGCAAGAAGAAGGCGAAAUAACAGCUGUAACCAGAAAAAAUGGACCAUGUAGGGUUUGAUUUUCCGAAUCAAACUGAAUGGAAUUAUGAUCACCUUCCGGUGAAGAAUGCUACUUUCGCUAAUGUAACCGAGGUACAGAACUUGAUGGUUGUCUAAAUAAGCGUGAGAUAAAAAGGAACCUCUUGAAUGGAGCUGUUAACCUCGCGCUGUCCCAACACACACACACACACGCGUGUGUGUGGGGUUCAAAGAUCCAUCACGGUGGAUAAUGUGACGGACGAGAGCGCAAACGUUUGCACGGCGGGUUGUCCGUCCAAAGAUUGUUCAGUCAUGACAACAACACUGUAUGCAGCCCUCAUUGCCGGGCUUGUGUUUUCUCCUGGCUGCCUUCGACAGCCUCGGACUUGUGCGCAUUUGAACAUGCCGAACUAAACUGUGCCAGCUGUUCAAAUAGCAUAACCCCGGCUUCGACACAGGUUCCCCAUUGAAGCGGAGCCGGGCUUGAUUGAGCGAUCCAGCCUGCAGUGCACUUUAUAGUGUACACACCUCCAAAUGGCGACAUUUGUAAAGCGGCUAAUAAAAACAUUCCUCCGGCAGGAAUGCUCCAGGUAUUUCCUCUGCUACACCUGGUUACGAUUCCUUGAGUGCAGUGGUCUGUUUUCACAGAACCGCGCUUGUCAGAGUGUGGAUAUUGAUCCUGUCGCCCUCGGUGGUGCUGUGUUUUGCCCAGUGGAGGACAGUGAAAACGCGUCUCUUUAGAGGGCCCCAGUUCAUGAAGCCACCGUUCAAACACCACCGCUGCGUUGUCAUGUACAUCAGAUGACCGAUUACAGAACUCCAAUACAGCUUCAUUUACACGUGACCGGCACUUUUGGAUUGAAGGGGAACGGGUCUCUCCGUCUCCUUUGACCUGCUUUUGGUGGAUUAUAGAGGCAGGACUAGUUCCGCUGAUGAGUCAAGCAAUUUCUUACUCAACAUUAUUCUGUGGAAGAGGGAAGAGCCCUAACGUCAUGUGACUUAUGACCCCUGUGGCCCCUGUCAGCUCCAUCACAGACUGUUAUUUCAGCGGAUUUAAGUUCAAUACCAACCUUCAGGCCACCGUUACUUAAGAGAUGAACACAAAGGGAGUGCAGACCUCAGCCAAGCAGCUCAGUGCCACCAUUAUGUUCACAGAUGGAUGGAUGGAUGAUGGAUCUAUCCAUCUAUCUAUCUAAAACAAUGUAGCUGCUGCCCUUCGCUGAGGCUCCUUUGAUCUUUUUGAAAGUCGUCAUUUAUAGCUCAGUCUUAAUAGUCUCCAAAGAGGAUGUUUGUUGCUGAGACUGCUGCUGCCUUCCAGUGAUGUUGGUGUAUCAGAUGGUCUCGGGGGCGAACACAGAUGAUGACUACAGUAUAAGAAUAUAUUUUUAUUUACUCUGACAUUCAGGUCUUCAGUCAGUAUCUGCAUUGUGAUGCACUUGAACAAGAACAGAAGUACAAACCAAAGGUCGAGAAGAUGAAAGUUGUGGCUCAGUGAGGUUGGAGCAAAAUAGCUUCCAGUGUUGACAGCAAAACGUAAUGAAUAUCACUGUCUUACUUAAUUUAACUGACUUAAAGUACUUUCAAUCCGACGUGAGUUGUGGAGUUGGCAAGCCUCGAACGCACUUCGAGGUCCGAGGUCCUACACUUGGUUUAAACCGGGCUCCUGUUUAGUGUAAAUAUCAAAGUUAAAUUGGCUAAUAUUAUUCUAUACCUAGCACUGAUAUUUAUGGACAUCCACCAUGUGUUCACUUGCUUUGAUGUUUAGCUACACGCUUGGAUGUCAGGUGGCUGUCGUACAACAAAGACCCGACCGAGGAUAAUCACUGUUUAUCUUUCACACUUCAUCCCAUAAUGUGCUUGUGUGUGCAGAGUUGAGAUGAAGCUCACAUACGCGUGUGAGACUGUCUCAUGCUUCAGAGCCAUAAUCGAAUUCUGAAAGCUAUUUUUCCCCCGGAAAAACCUUAGUGUCGUUGCAGAAGGCUCAACUGUCACGUGACCCCAGCACUUGCAGCGUCUCCCCAAACAUGUUAAGAUGAUACAUCGGACGUUCAUCUGCGCUGCUCCAGUGGGAGGUCAGAAGUUCGUCUUGUGGAGGGUGUUCCAUUCUGGGGGUGUUUCCCAGGCACUUCCAGCUUGGUGGAUAUCCCAGAGGCCGACUUAUCUACGACCACUGUUGGACCAGAUACUUCCACCCUCCCGCCCCGUUCACACUCUCAACUGUGAGUUUUAACACCAGUGACUUCAGACCUUCAAGAAGAAUCUUUGGUUUGUGAAUUGCGCGACAUGAUUUUAGCUUCUCAGUUGGACAGCAACGUUCCCAGGUGACUAACUGACUCUUGUCCUGGGGCUGACGAUACAUGGCGACGUUUUUAAAACGGUGUCACAGCAGCAGGGAGAGAUAGUAAAAUCCAUCUUGAGAUCAGGAAGCAUCAGGAGUUCGCCUUCAAGCUUUCCUGCUCUCGACCAGUCAAUCAGUCACCAGUCUGUGGCACUGGAGGGUCAGACAGGUUCUUCUGCACAUCUCAGAUGCUAUCUCAAAGGAGAGCUGGGACAUUAACCUGGAGUCAAACUGCCAUAAAACACCCCCAGUUUUGGAUCGGGGGAGGAGUGAGAAAGACACUGACGGAUGGUUUCUGCUGUCGGUAUCAGGUGUGGAAGUCGUCUGACUGAAUGUGAGAGACCAUCAUUUGAUCGAGCAACUGAAUCGGAUCGUGGACAGUUGAACAGUUGAAGGGUGUGUUCAGGUGCGGCAGCGCUAUCUGCCAUUGAGUAAUAUUGAUUAUGGGGUUCGGUUGAUCAACGGCAGAGGAAAUGCGGCCGAAACACAAACGAGAUCCGGUGCUUAUCGCCCGUAUCGGCACACGAAGCCGUCCGAUUCUGAUGUGUCACGCUUUCGCUCUGAGCCCGCUGACAGGAACCGAUUGUUAUUGAGUGGUUUUGGUUUGCCAGGUGGACCCCUGACACGUCGCAAAUCACUACUGGUAAACAAUAUUCCGUUUGUCGUGUGUGAAGUGUGACACCUCAGAGGAGAAGUGGUUUGCUGAGCGGCAGCUCGGUUUCCUCCCCAGCUUUCAGCAGUUUCUCUGUGGCGAGGCGUGAGCUGAUCAUGAAACCUGAUUGCCUGCUCGCUGCUCACAAAUGCGUCUUGCAUUUGCUCGCUAAUUUCCUUCACUUGAACUGAAAUAAAGUACUAGAGAACUAGAGUAUGAAGCUCCAGUCUGACUCAGUCUAAGUUGUGGGCCAAACGUGUGUAUAUUAAUGGGAAGUAAUGGUGGAAACCGUGGAACAUAUAUAUAUAGAUAUACACCGUAAUUUCUGGACUAGAAGCUGCUUUUUUUUCUCGUGGUGUGAGCCCUGCGGCUUAUACAACAGCGCGGCUAAUAUAUGAAUUUUUACAGGCUGAAAUCAGAUUAAAUCAGAGGCUUUUUAUUUACCAUUUAAGCUCUCAAAAUGCCUGCGUGUCCACACUUCCGUCAACAGAGUGGAUCUCCUGGAGGUCUGGAAUCGAGAAGCAGCCGCUGAGACCGGCAGUGGUGUCGGAACUUUGGACACGCGGGCAAAAACAGUGCAUUUUGAGGGCUUUAAUGUGAAUAAAAGAUGUGGCUGAAACCCCUAAGGCCUUGUAGUUGAUGCCAACCAAUACAGGUUGAACUGGAAGUUCACUGGGCUGCAACACAACAUCUGUGGAGGCUGAGUUCUUGUUCUGGCUGUGUGUCCAGGUUGGUGCCAAGUGGCCUCAGACAGAAGUGCUCCCUGAAUGACUGGUUCCGUUCAUGCCUGCAAGUCUGCUUGUGUGCAGAGGUCAAUUGAACUUCAUCCCUUUUUCACCCGCAUUUCAAAACACGUUGACUUUCAUUGGUGCCCCUUCAGAUGCAGCGAAUUCCCCCUGAAGGUCUGAAAGGAGUCAGACUCCACAGCCGCAAACCUAAUUGAUUUAUUUAGUCCACCUGGCUUCAAUAAACGGCUCCACGGCGCAGGUUGCUGGUCCAUUUAACACUUGAGCUGAGGUAUAAUUACCCCACAGUAAUGACCUCACCCGACUGGUUCACUUCAAACCCCCGUCCCUGCCGCGCUCUUUAAUAACCUGUAUCUCUCGGAUCAUCUGCGUGUCCCCUCUCACGUCCUGUGUGGGGGCGCGCCGUUGGUCCUGUGUUUUGGCGAGUGGGCUGGUUCUCAUCACGGCUCACAUGUUGACUGAGGCCUGAACUGCCUGCCAGGGCGAAACUCAAUAUGAAUAUUUACAGCUGGGAAAACGUUAUUAUUAGUUCUGUGUCUUAUACCAGCGGAGUCUUCAUCCAGCUGCUCCUGAGUAUGUGGUCCCCUUCAGUGUGGACCCAUUCCAACGUGCAGCCUCACAUCUAGCAGGCUUCUUUAAGGAGUCAAAGGUCAAAGUGGCUGCUGUCCAGAAGCCCUCCACCCUCUUGACCUUGACUGACCACGCACAGAGGGCUGAGCUCCCCUGGAGCGCUCAUUUUCGGCUCAUCUGUCAGAGGCCCCGCUGGCCGCCUGUUGUCCUCGGGGCUGCUGACUUUAACUCCUCCGAUAAUGACACCCAGCUCAAUUCAUCCCCUGCUUGUUUUCCAGCUCGCACGGCCGCCGGCGUGCCCGGGCACUUCGCCCCAGCAGGACAGGUCGUGUACUUCAACCUGUGGCGGACAAAGAGGAUAAACACGGCUGAUCCGUGAAUGGAUGUGCGCUCAUUUGGAAGGAGAGCCCUGCAGCGCAGCGUGAUAGCGCCUCGACGCAGGUGCGCUGUUUCACCUGAGGCGCGCGGUGGAGGAGAAUAAGCUUCUGCUAAUCCGCCUGCAUGGCUCUUUAUGCAAGUCAGGCAUUCUUUUGUUAAAUGGAGCGUCGUUAACUGGCUCUCUAAUUUGUUCAAGAAUGUUUCCCGACGUCGCCGUUGAGGGUUUUUUCCACUGGAUUUUGUUGUAGAAGGAGUUUGAUGACGGAACGUGGGGUGAACCAAAACUUGGUAUCUCCUGGAAAGUUUCUCGUCGUGAUUUAUGUGUUGACAUAAAUCAUUGUCUGACAGUUGGCAGCAGCUCGUGCUUCUCACAUUUAUAGGUCACAGUUGGCGGCCGCCGCUUUUUGUCUGCCAAACGGGAGUGGAAGUAGUGUUGUACUUGAGACCAAGUAGACACUGAGGGCGGUUUCACACUGCGGGUUCUGUCUCGGGUGGCCUGAGUCUGAUUCGUCCCCUCUGCACCUCAGGCGAUGUCCCUUGUUUUCCUCCUCAGUUUGCGGCGCUCUGCACAAAACAGUUGGUUUUUGACCCACGAUGAAGCACGUCUCAAGGAAGUCGCCAUCAGCCGGGCGACAACCGAGUUACCACCAUCGACUUAUUUCUCUGUCACUUCUUAGCUCUACAAGUCGUCCUCGCCUCAGAUAUGAACUGAUGACGGAGCUCCGCCUUGGCUGUAACAGAAUGUGGCGUUUCACAGCCAAAACUAAACAUGAUACAGUCUUGUCAUGUUUAUUUUACAAGGAAAUAGCAGAAACAAGCGGCGUAAUACGGAGCAAAAGUGAGAGAGAUUACUGACUGUUUGGUUUCUCCCCCUCAUUGGUCUUGACUCGGUCUCGGGCCUCGAUGCUUUCAGUGCCACGGUACUCGGCAACACUUUUAACUAACCAAUUUAAAAGCCGCAACUGUGAAUGAAACAUGGCUUAAAUCUACAUUUUUGCAAGAUUCAUGUAUUCAUGUCGCAGUUGUCGUUCAUAUAGUCUAGUGAGACACUUCCAGUCUGUGAAAACUGAAAGUGCAAAUUACAUUCAGUCUUGCUUCACUUCGUCCAAGUGGAGAUGUUUCAAGUGCCUUCAAGGUCCCAUGAACACUGACUCUUAAACCUCAGUGAUGCGAAAUUGACUCCAGGGGCUGAGUUUUAUUCCCUUGGCAUUUGGCUGUCCGAUACCAAACCUGACGCCGUGCCAGUCGCCAGAGACUCAGAGUAGGGCCUGUUGGGGCCUUCACCUCAGACCACCUGACAUUCAGUCAAAAAGCACAUUCGGUUUGAUAUUUCUUGUGACAUUUGGUGUUGCACAUGUUCAGGUUUGCACCCCUUCAUCGUCGGCUUAUCGUCUUGCAGAAUCCAGCUCUGUUUUCAUCGCUAACUCAGCGUUAUUUUCUGCUGACUGCGGCUCUUUCACAUACAUUGCCAAUUAUGCAUGCAUCUUUCAAGAGCCCGCAUGCAUUCAGCGCCACUGAUAAGAUCCACAUCCUGUAACAAAGACAGUUUCUCCAGGACAUUUUCAUGACGUAACCCUCCAGUUUGUGUGCAGUGACAGCGAGAUUGUACGUCCUUUGUGUGUGUAUUUUCAACAACAAUAAGGCUGUCACUUCUUUUGUCUCGGACGCAUCCAGGGCGAACCUUGAAUAAGAAGUGACUGUUCUGUUGCAACGGAUCUCUUUUGUGCAAAGAGAAACUGACUUUAGUGCGUGUUCCUGGAUUACACUUCAGUCACGUAUUGUAUCUUCUGCACUCGGGGUGUAGCGGUGUGCAGCUGGUAACCACUUCCUGUUUUUUGGAACAGCGAAUCUUCUCACAGUUAAAAAAAAGGGUGAGUUGCGGUUUUAUACAAAUUGAAAAUGCUAAAUCUCAGAUAGAAUCGCUCCACAACGGUUUUUGGAUGUGCGUCAACAAGCGUUGUGAUCACGUUUGUCGCGCACUCUUCAUGUUUUGAUGUUUCUUUCCCCUCAACACUUGCAGGAAGCCCCCGCAUCAUUCCCCCAUUGUGGCAUUCGAGUGUAGCCUUCCUGUUCAGCCGAAACACAAACAUGCGAGAGCUGCUUUCUUAUUGUCCUGUUUCGUGCGGAGACUCUGAAGGGGCUCAGCGGUGGAGACCUCGCACGGGCCUGGGACUGUGAUCCAUGACCGAUGUUGUCCUGAGCAGGAACUCAUGUGCUCAGGUUGUGUUUGGAACACGCGUGUCUGAGCGAGACCAGGUGACUGCUAAUUUGUUUUGGCAGUCCAUGAACUCAGCAGGUUUAAGAUUCCCCUCACUCAACGCCACCAGCUUCCUGACAGGGUUUUGGACAGCCAUGCAGGGCUCCUUAUGUUUUUGCAGAUGAUGUGGAUCUAUUGGCGUCAUGGAGCGGUGACUGUGCAGCUGAGGGUGAAAUGGCUUGAUCAGCACCUGCAAGUCAGAGGGCAUGGUUCUGAGCUAGAAAAGGCUGGUUGGAAGGCAGUCUUUGCCCCAAGUAGAGGAGUUUCAAGUAUCUAAGGGUCUUGUUCAUGAGUGAGCAAGAAGCCAAGGCUCUCGAUUUGACGGUCAGUCUACGUCCCAACCCUCACCUGCGGUCACAAGCUUUGAUUCAUGACCAGAAGGACAAGAUUGUGGAUGCAAGUGGCUGGAAGGACGGGUUCAGGAACACUGAUCUGGGUGAUGCUCAAAGUCGAACCGCGGCUCUUCCGCAUUGGGAGGAGAAAGAUGAGCUGGUUUGGGCGUCUGGUUAGGGUGCCAUCGAGUUGUCUCUCAAGGGAGGUGUUUUGGGGAUGUUUGUCUUUGUGGAGGCCACGGGACAGGCCCAGGACAUGCUGGCGAGAUAGAGAUUAUAUCUCCCACCUGGUCUGAGAUCUGUGGGAAGUAGCCGGGCAGAGGAGUGCCAUAUCAGAGGCAGAAGAUGGAUGGACGGAUGGAUGUCUCUCGCGACAUGGACGGAACAUAUACCAUCCACAGUUUGUUAUAAUUUGGUCUUGAAUUCCUCAACGUUGCUUUCUCGCCUCAGACCAAUUCGGGAGCCUCCGCACCCCACAAGUUGAGGAAGUGACAGCAAAUUGAGCUUUAAAUAGACCUUCACUUCCACUAUGCCUUGAGUGAAGGGACCACAGUGAAGGUCUUCCACCCAACCCUAACCCUGUUCUACCUGAACAACUGGCCUCAGUUGUUCAGGCAGGGCCCUCAACCCAACACUGGAUAGGAUGUCAUCCUGAAAUAUCCUCAUCAGAGGACAAAAUGACUUGAAAAUGAAAAUGUCUGCCUGGGUGUGGUGUGUUAUGAGAAGCCCACAAAUUAUGGCCUGGUGGGUAUUGUUCUAAUCCAGCUAACCAACACUACGGAAACAGAGCUGCCGUUUUUGGAGCGAAGCAGCCGGUUAUUUGGUGAGCGCUGCCAGAUAUCUAAUGGUUCGUGGGGAAGCUGUGUGGGCCAGUGGUGGUGGGGAAGGAGACCCCACAGUCGUGGUUUUACUUCUUCUCUGUGUUUGAAAAUACCUGCCAGAGAGGUUGUAAAACGUAUCGGAACAGAGCGAGACGUAUAAUUGGGGUCAGUCCUUAUCCAAACAGGACUGGUGUGUGUUUAAUUUUUAUGUUCCCCGCAGGAAAGUAUGAAAAAAAAAAGUGUCAUCAGAUCUUCCUCCCGGCGAGCACUUGCUGCGAUGACGCUUUCAUCCGACGCUCAGACGGCGCGACGUCCUGGAUCAUGUUGUGUUUCUGUGGCUCGCUGCUUUUCUUGGAAUGUGCUGCGACUCUUUGAUUGUUCUGUUUCCUGUGAUUUCAGAGGCCCUUUGUUCCCUGUGGUAACUCACUAAUCAGGGAAUUCCGUCAUAGCUCCCUGUCGCUAAUGUCACCCUCGCUCUGGUGGUAUUUUUGGCUCCGUACAGAAAGAGCUGAGAAGACUCGGUCUAGUUGCACAACUAAGUUAUAUGUUGCUUUAUACGUUCUCUAUCUAUUCCCAGCGUUAUUCGGCCGCUUGUAUCUUGCGUACAGUCCUUGGUAGCGUCUGCCUUUGAUCCUGCCUGACGAUCAGAGACGCUUGUCAACGCUAACGUUUCACUGCCUCAUUAAUUCGGCUUUUACAGCAGAUCAUGCCGAACAGUGAGUUGAUGAACUCCGUCAUCCUUCAGGAUGACGAUACAAAGGUACAAAUCCCCACUUACACGGUUAAAGAAGUGCAUUCUAGACACGAGCGCUCGCGCUAGCCAUUCAAAGAAUAGCUAGCUUAUGCUUCAUUCAGCAACUUCAUACUUCAGAUUCCACACUUUUAAUAAGAAGCUUGAACCAUUGAGGAUCAGUAUGACUCCUUUCUUCUCAUCACAAAUAUUUGAAAAUCAUCGUCUUAGUGAAGGUAAUGAAGGAAUCUGCGAUUCCCGCGGGCAGGUACCUCUCAGUCGACUCCACAGGACAGGCCUUCACUACACAAAGAAAAUAAACGGUGAACUGUUGAUGUAGUGUUGGAAGGCUAUGGCUAAUGGACGGUCGCCCGUGACCGGGAGGUUGCCGGGUGGAUCCCAGCUCCAGAUGUGUUGAUGUGUACCUGAGCAAGGCACUUAACCUGCAAUUGCUCUCAGCGCUGCCCCCAAGUGGCUGCCUGUCUGAGGGACAAUCUGAAGUUCCUCACAGGUGCCUUCAUAGAUGUAUUAGUUUUAAGGAUGUGUUCCAACUGCCCUUCCCUGGAUCAGCCAACUUAGGGAUGCUCGACUUGGGAGAAGUGUCGUGUGCCAGAGGAUGUCUUGUAGGGGGCGCUGUGAGAAUAUCGAUACCCACUCGCUCAGAUGUUCGCCUCUAUGUUUGACCCUAUUUCUGGCCAAGAUUAGAGGAUGGUGCGUCAGGAGUGAGUAAGUUUCAAUUGAGAAGGUCAAAAACAAGGCCUUGAGCUGAAGCUUUUUUGGCCUGCUGCUCUCUCUUUACCUUGGACAGGUGGAAGAUGAUGGAUGGAUGCAGGAGACUAUGUCGAUAGGUACUGACCACUGCCAACUGGCUGGAGAAAGGCAAAAUGGAAACUUGCUGAAUAGACAAAUGUCAGACAUGACAGUAUUGACAUCUAUUCCAGCUCGCUGCGAUCGUUCCCUCUUCGCGUUGAUUUAUGACCGGAUGCAGCGCAGACUACUGGAUACAUGGAUCAUUUCUCCGUGUUCAUAAACUGUGUGAGGAGAAAUGCAUGUGCCAAGUCUGGAGAUUCAUAAUGAGGUCAGUUAUUUUGCAAGCCGGGUUUCCCCCCUUUUUUCUUUUGCUUAGACUGUGGUUUUGCGAUGUGUUAUGAGAUCCAUGAAACAACAACGAAACCAGAUGUUGCCCAGUAAUGCGUCGGCGCGCGCUGUCGAGGCGAGUUGUCAGAGCCAGACGUUUGUGCUGUCUAAGCCUUCUCCAAAGACCUCUUCUCCCUUUUAUACCCCUCCCAAAAUAACCCCCCUCCCAUUGGCUGAGAAGGGUCUGGUCACUGAAUCACAUCAGGCCAAUUAGAGAGUAACGCUUCCUUUACCGCAAAAGAUGUUUCCUGUUGAUAGUAAAGCAAAGCGUGGCCUGUCGAGGCGCAGAGAAUGCGAGGGGAGGGUGAGCGCGCUGAAACCUCGCCAGUGUUUCCCUGACCUUUGUGGCCCCUGUGGCGGAAAAAGUGAGGCCGUCGUGGACGCGAGGUGUGUGUGUGUGAGGAGAGUGACCCGCAGCUCAAAAGAAAGCCCUUCGAACUGACUCAUUUUUGCCAUGUUGUGCACUCACCGUGUGACCGCGGCUCCUGCGGCGUUCACAUGCCAGCUUAUAGAUCCAGCACUGACCACUUCGCCCCCGAUCGCUCGUGCUAUCACGACCAAGCCUGUAGUUAGUCGGCGCGCUCACUGGCCCUUCCACGGUUUGUUGUUGUUUUUUUACGGCCAGACAAACGGAAAGAAACCACAAGUCCCCUUUUGAUGUUUGUGAGAGAAUUUUGGGAAAGGCAUUCUGUCCACACACGCUUUCUCAACCCUCGGAUCCGAGCUGUCGUUCUCAGGUGCCAGCUGCAGGGUUUGCUCAGGACAAACUGGCUGGACCGGCCAGCGACUGUCAAAAUACACGAGCUGUUAGCGCUAGCUUCACUCUGAUGCGGAAAAAUAAGCGGAUUAUUUGUGUGUUGUUUUAUAGCUCACGACAUCCCGUCUGUCAUAUUUCACUGCAAAUAUCUUUAGAUCUUUUUAAUGCUGGCUCUGACGGACUCUCUGGAAAACAGUUUAUUGUCAUCCGCAACAAAAGAAUUCCAAAUUCUUUGGUCCUCAUUAGGAGGAAUGGUUCUUAUCUUGCUGUUUGUAUAAACCUCGACUGCUGUGUCUGUUGAUUGGCUGGCAUAACUACAGCGUGAUGGAAGGCUCAAAAUAAAGUUAGGCGGCUAAAGAUGCAAAGGAAAAUCCACUUCCUGUACUGGACUGGCUGAAAAUGAGUUGUUACUUUUGGUGGAGAUAGGUCCGUCAUAUACUGUACUUCGGGCCCGGCGAAUAUCAAGACAUAGGGGGCGAUGUAGAGUUGUCUCUCCCACUAGAUUGCUCAGUCAUGUGGCUUCACUUCUUCCGCUCACAAUAGUCCAACUUGUCGCUUGGUGGUUGGAAUAAAAACAAGGAAUUUGUUUACAUGGACCUGCUCCUCUUCCUGACACAUCCCUCAUUAUUGGCCCAUAUCGCUGCUACUUCCACCGCUUCAGCGCACCGGUGUUUGGUACCUUCAGUGAUGUCACAAGAUGGCGCCGGCGUUUGACCCACUUAUUAAAACCUUGUCAGAAUCGCACUGUAUUUUAUGCAAACUUAAUUCUGUUGGAUUUUCUUUGUUUACCACUUCUUCUUUCUAGAGAUGUGUUUGGGUCGGUGACGCUGUGAAGCCUCUGUCAUGGAACUAAAUGUGGACAUUAGGAGUGAAACAAAUGAAACGCUCAUACAAGAAUAUAAAAGAAACCCCGCCACCAUUAGUCCUAUGACUCCCCGCUUCCCUGCUCGCCCACCUGUUUCUGUGGCAGACGCAGAGUCAGAGUCAGGGCUGUUUAUCUUUAAUCGAAUCGCUGCUGCAACCCAAACGUCUCUCUCUCUGACUGAAGCCACAGGUUGGAGGAAUGUCUGCCGUCUGGACGGGAAAACAGAAUCAGCUGAGAUCAGCAAAUAAGAGCGCAGCUACUCUUACUCCUUUUCCCGCUUUCCCUCCACGCGCUUCUCACACACGCUGGCCGUGGCGCUCACACACACACACACACACACAGGCUUUCACAUGGAGGAAAAUGACACCUUUUCUUUCAGCUAUUUCCUCUGUUUUCACAUACUUGGGCCGAGGUAAAGAGUGUGUUUUCAUGUGACAAAACACACAGAGGUCUGUAUGAAUUCAGGUGGUGAAUGGCCUAAUUCAUCAUCCCGCGUUUGGCCUGUCUCAGCCCCGGCUGGGAAUAUUGCUAUCUGCACUUAAAACGCGACCCGCUGAUGCUGUCUCUGGAGCUUAAAGAAAGUACAACUCACUGCUGUCCUCUGUUUGACUGAUGACUUCUCUGGAGAGUCAGAAUUCCAGCUGAAAUGUGGUUUUGGAAAGGCUUUUUUACUCGGAACGAGUCGCAGGAAACGGCAAGUCUUUUUUGGCCGCUCGCUUGACACAAGUGGAGGAGAAAGUAUCUGCUUGGAUAAAACAAACAGCUACUGUUUUUAAUAUCCCGUGAAGGAUGACAGCUGAAACCACGUUGUUGUCAAAUGGGAUUUUAAAGGGACAAGGUUCAUCUUCAAAAACUUGUGUUUCCCUUCACGUAGACCAGAAAUUUGACUUAUCUGACAUGUACUUCAAAACAAUGACCUUCUUCACACUCAAACUUAGUUGUUUGAGAACCUCUCACUCACACCGACAAUUAAGGGACUUAAAUUAACCUCUGUGUUUCUGGACUGUCGAGACAAAUGGAAAAGAAAGACCCAGCUUUGCCAUAGUUUCCUCCAGGUGGAUUGAAACCUGCGACCUUGCUGCAGCAGUUACAGUGUUGCCAUAAGAUUCAGCUUGGACCCAUUGGUCAAGAGAUUUAGCUUAAUAUGAAAAAGACCGAUGCUCAUUGAAUAACAAGGUCUUCAGCAACUCUGGAUCUCCAGAGCCUUGAAGAUCCGGCACAGCUGGAUGGUUCUGUAGAAACUCCAAAUGAUGACGGCCCAAACCAUCUGGACUUGCUUUCUCCAAAAAAAUAGAGGCAGGGUGUCACAGAUUAGUCUUGAGGAGGUUUCAUGUUUGCACUUAAUCCGAUUAGAUUGGAAUACUAAAUGUUCCUUGCUGAUGUAGGUGCGAAAUCUGUGUCCUGCCGCUGGAUGAUGACGGCACAGCCGACAGAUCCGAUUGGCAGACUGUGGAGAAGAAGGGACGUAUAUCCUGAGCUAAACAAUUGUUGUAAACCCCACUGUACCUCAAAGUUCCAGGCCUAGAUUCUAGAGAAAGAUUUCAACAAAGUUAGGGCCUAGGAACCCAGCUGUGCUUUCCAGGAAGAUUCAGUGUUCAAAUGGGCAUGAAAUGGAAAAGCUAUAAAUUGUGCUGACAGCUUGAUGUACGUAGCGUUGUUCCUCACUGACUAACUGUCGGCGGUGGACGUGACGCCCUCCAGUGGUGCUGCUCCAGGUCUCAGUGGUGGAGUUAUGACUGCUGAUCGACCUUUACCGUGGACGUGAGGGGCUGGUCCAGCGCGGCAAGUCCUCCAGCGUCCUCCCUUCUCACGAGCUUUUCACACACAUGCUGAUAACCGCACUCCAACCUCCCCACCGAAGGGAGCGGGUCUGUAAUUACCGAGCCUCGGCGGAGCGCCAUAAUCACAAUGACUCAAAUAGAAAUCUGGAUCAACAGAUGAUUCCAGAUUCCAUCUGUUUACACCGCAGUGCUUCGAUUCAAACAUGCGGAACAGGAUGACCUAUUGUCCCGGGAGCCUUUGUUUGCGUUUCUGUCAUGAGCCAGUACGAACGUGGCCCUGCGUAAUUGCGCUUUUGUGUUUUUCAGCCCACAUCAAAGUCGCUUGUUUGCAUCGAGUAACAAAAAAAAAAAAUCUGUUUAAAUCCACAGCCAGCAAUGAAUCGCACUCCUGUCCGGCUCUACACACGCCUCAGUGUUCUGUUACAGGCACUAACACUGCAUGUCCACAACUUCAGGUCGGCAGGAGGAAAUUGUUAAAUGAGCAGAAACAUCUCAGAGCAAUGGGAGGAAGAUGCCAUUCGCCUGUUCACAGUGAUGAUGCUGGUGCCUUGAGCUCAACAAACUGUGCACAAUGUAGUGGUACCCCAAAUUUUGGGGUAUUUUUCAUUAGCGCUAUCCUGGUAUAGAUGGUAAAUCUAUUUAGUGUAACACAAUCCAGUGUCUCUCUUACAAAAUUUCCCUUUUUAAUUUUAAUGUAACUGUUCGCACUGCCAACCAUCAGUUACACAGCAAAACAACAAGCUUUCGGAAUUGUUGUCAUGACCUUGACGGGUCCUACACAGGCUGUGGUACCUCCUGAUGACUAGGUAUAACCCAUUCUCACUCGAACGGCGACUAUUUCCAAGUGUACUUUUCCGUCCUACGUUGAUGACGAAGGCAGCUGUCCAUGUCGCAUGUUGACACAGAGGUGUUUCCCCUUUGUGACGUUCCAAACAUGGCGGGUUGGAACAGGGGCUUCCGUAGAAGUCACUGUGACUGGAGCGCAUUUUAUAUGCCGAGUGACACAUGGUAGUAUGCAGAGCGAAGUUAGCGCCCUCUCAUGGCUAACCUCUUUCUCUCGCGUGACAUGCAGCCCACGCCGUCAGGAUAUGCAGCGAAAGGUACAAUAUUCAGUGGAGCAUUAUACUUGCAUUAUACGAGUGAUGCCAAAGUCACACGUUGAUACCGAAGUGCACUUGUAAACACUCCCUAUUUGACCCAUUGGGAGUUGUGUUGCUAGCUCAUGUUGCAGUUCUUUAAAAACAUCUUCGAUGUCCAUUGGUGAAUCUUUCAAUCGUGUAACUCGACGUCAUCUUCAGCUCCGGUUUCCCUCUGGCGGCCUUGUGUCCUGUUGCUGCCUAACCUAAGGUUAGCUAGCUUGUUAGCUAGCUUAUCUGGCUGGCUGAUAGCAGCUAGACUCUAACUUCUCAUGGCUACGCAAAGUGGAUGCAAAGAAGCUCGGAAAAAGGCUCACUGUCCGUCUGUGCUGCGCCCCCUGCUGUCCACACACUUGUCUUUUUUUGUGUGUAUGUGUGUGCAAUUCACCAUCAUAAAAAACUGGUCUGACGGUGACGAAUCUGAGAGAAUACUUCUGAUUCAUUUGGCUUUGUUUCGCUAACAAACACGCAAAAGGAAAAUUACAAAACAUAAUUACGGUCUUUCUUCAUGGAUUCAUUCCUUUUCUUCCGCCUACUCUCUUUACGUGAUCGGGGGGUGGGGCCACAACCUAUCCCAGCUACCUCGGGCGAGAAGUGUGCUGGACACAGUGACAUAACAUAGCAUUUUUUGGGUUUAUUUUUCAUCAUUGAAAUGGUUUCUGUACUUUCACUUGUUGAACCAUGGCGUCGUGCGUCGCAUGGCGGAAAUGCUGACCCUGUUUUUCAGCUCGCAGGCCACUGUCGCUUAAAAAAAACUGCUGCAAACACUGCCGUUGCUCAAUGGCAAUUGCCUAAGACACUCCAUUCCAGGGAAGUGAAUGCACUGCCUUGUUCCAAAUUUAGUUUUCUCCUGCCACCAAGAGCUGCUAUUUGCUCUGCCAUUUCUCAGGGUUGUGGGCUUCUUUAAUGAGCACUUUGAUCCCACUCAGGUCUGGCGCUGGUGUUUACGCGACCCUGAGGUGGAAAAUAAGGAAAAGCUCUGCUCAGACCUCGUAGCUGUGGACCGGUUUAGUGACCACAUCGCGACCCCGAGGACCUCAUCCCCUCCACCUCCUCAGUCUCACCGGCCACAAGCGCGGUUCCCGAGCGUCAGCCCUUUUUGUCUGGAGGGAUCGCACGUAAAUCUGAGGCGGGAAAGUGGUCCACUUGUUACGAGCUCGGAUGUCGGCAGCAGAUGGUUCAUCUGCAGCGGAACACGUGUCCCACAUUGAGACCUCCCUUUGUCGCCUCCAUCAAUUCAUAGCUGGAGUGGAACGGCUUUUUGGCAGCAGAUAUUCUAUAUCCACUUUUCCUGACUUGCCAGAGCUGGAUAGUUUUUAGCACUGCGCCUGAGCGUGGCUUCACUGACCUGCGUAAGAUCAUCACAUUGACAGGUUCUUUUCCCAAACACCCUCAGACUAACACGGCCUCGACGGCCCACUUUCUUUGUGGUUCCUCUCCUCCUUUGUGGACGGUGGGAUGAGGAGCAGCAGGCCACAAUUACGAGGAAUUAUUUGACAGACUCAGUCUGUCACACUUUUCUUGCAUUCUUUCAAUUGACUAAAGUUACAAUUUGGUGACUUUGGUGACAUUAUUAAAAAAAGUUCUUUGCUUUAUUUUGAUUCCCUGUACAGAGGAUGAAUAAUGCUUGAGCUUUUUAAGUCGUGAAAGUGGCAACAGAACUGUGGCUAAAACAUGAUUUUGAUCUUUGUGAUUUAAAAAAGGCGCUUUUUCCCAAGGUAUUUUCUCUUUCCAUCCAUCGUUCUUUUCAUUCUUCUUUUUAGAACUUUGUAACUCUGUCAUUCAGAAUGAGCGUCUGAUCUCAAAUCACAGUGGAAAUCUCAGCUUCUAAGAUGCAGCAUCGGUGUGUUUCGACACCUGUUUCCAGUGGAAACAUGCCCUCUGUUUGAGCAGAUGAUUCUCCGCCACGAUGGCUUGGCUAGCAUCUGUGUCUCGACCCUCUCUGCACACAUUUUCCCUGAGAUUUUCGAGGCAGUGGCCUGCAUCUGUUGACGCUGUGGAAGCAUCCAGAAGCGAGUGGCAGCGUUUAUAGCACCAUUUGUAGCGUCACAGUGAAGGGAUGGAAGCCACCGCCACGCUGCCGUUCAGUUUUGUAAUAGUUUUCUGCCGGUUUCAUAACAAGCCAAGUGUCAUUAAAAUAUUUAAGCUCCAGAGCACAUGGUGAAGGUGAGGUUUGAUUCAGCGUCUCUGGGUGCCUGCGAGCCUCAGCUGGAUGUGUGACAUUCCUUGGUAUCAUUCACUCUCCCAUUAACACGGGGAACUGAAUGUUCUCCAGUCAGAGUGAGUCUGGCUCAGGAACCAUUUCAAAUGUCAACUGAAUGAAGGGUGCUUUCAUUCAGGCAGGAAUUCAGAGACAUGGUUGAGAUGGUGAGGUGUUGCUACAAACAGAGAUCUCUGAAUCCGGUUCGAAGGGGAGGCAGGAUAUGCAAAGCCUUUAUAACUGCAGGGGCGACAGGUGCGCGGCUUACUUCUGCAAACUUGGAACUACGAGGACAAACAAACAGAAAGUGGCUCACUGGGUUCUGACAUAAGCACUGUCAAUAUUGGCCCAAGACUGAGUAUCAAUGCGGAAUAUGUUCCGUGUAUUGCUGCCGAGAGGAAACUCAUAAGUGGGUUUGCAUUUUCCAGAAACAAGACGUGAUUACGGCUCUUUCAGUUGUCUGAAGUUCAGUCUAAUCCUCAGUAAACGACCCGUCCUGACCCCCUGUAAUGCUGCGUGCUUCAACCGGGAGACUGUCAGGUGUGUUGCGGGGAAAUGAUCCGGCUUCACCUCAUGUGUCUGGAGUCAGAGGCGGGCGAUAUGAUGCCAUGGAAUCAUGACAGUGAGAAGGUGUUGAGGAGCAACCAAGGUGAGGAGAUGAUCCCAUGGAUUGGCUGCCAUUCUUUCUCUCCACUCUACUGUAGAGCUCCAGUGUGUUGAUCCGUCCCUCAGUCAAAGCAGCGCUGCUGUGGUGCGCCGCGCUCCUCUUCUCACACGCUCACAGCCAAGAAGCCGCUCACAUGUGCAACUUCCAGCUGUUUUUAAAGCUGAUGCGCCUCUAACUGGACCACACACUUUCACCACAGAACCAUGGAGGGAGGGAGGGCAGGAUCCUUGUGGGAGCCGCCACCAGGCCAAAGACUGUCUGCACCGCAGAGCUAACAGAGCUAACGGCUAACAUGACGUCUCACUACAAAACUACUAAACUAAAUGCACGACAAAAUAAACGCACUCCAAAAUGUGAAGUGCGAAAGAAUCAUUGUUUUUAUCAAGCAAGCUCAGGCAAAGAAGCUGAGGAUUUCUCUGGAAACUCAAAACUACAAUAAAGUUGUGCAAAAGAGAAGUGAGAAAAUAAUAAUUGCAGUACAAAACAUUUUCCUUCCCGUGUAGCGUUCCACAUGGGGGUUUGGAUGGGGGGAUAUAGAAGGAGCGCCGUGGCUUACCGAACCCUGAUCUCUGUCUUUCUUUUACGUGAUAUGACUCAAUACAUGCCGAAAAGUGAUGCCAAAAAUGUAAUUUUUGCCACAGGAGUCUAAAUGGAAUCAGUCUCUAUUUUAGCAUUAGCAUCUUGUCCAUCUGGUUUUUGGAAGAUUCUGGAGAAAGCAGCCAAUUGACAAUUGUUUUGUUUCUGGUGACUCCGAUAGCGUCUUUUAACACAGCUAAAUAGUCGACAUGUGGGAAGCAGAAGCUCCAGUGGAACACUGUUUAUAUCGGCUAUUUCCGAUACCCAGGAGAAGAUUGGCGCCGUGACUCACUCUGCAAAACUUAAUGAUUUAUUUUUGAAGGAGCCCAACGCUCCUCCACCUGGACAUUCUUGAGCGCUGGAUUUGGAGAAGGAGACGUGAAUUGUUCUCAGCCAACGACUAGAACUAGCAUGUUGACUCAGUGACUCAGUUGCUGUUUGCUCUGGGCUGUUAAUGACUGAAGUAUAGGGUCAUGUGAUGAGCAGGAUCCUGUCUCUGAGGGGAACAGUCUUUUCAGACGCAGUGAAAAAUGGAAGGAUGGGAAUGAUUGUUUCGGUGAGGAAUGGUUGCAGGGCUGGAUGGCAGCGCUGCCUGGACUUGCCCCCCCACGCUGCCUAUCCACGUGCCGUGGACACCCAUGUGCCAGCGCCGAUGAGUCACCGCAGACAAGUGUGAGCCCUGGCUGACAUGACUCACGGCACACUCGGGGAGGAUGGCUCCAGAGGAGUCGACAUUUUCUCAUGCUCCGAGUCGACUACCUGUUACCCCAAGUGAAAAACAACAGCACGCCACAGAAUACCGCGGAAAUGCAUCAGAACCUGUUAGCUCAGAUCAGGCGUCAAUUCACGCCAAGUGCCUCUCCUGAUUCUAGUAUGCGAGUCACGAUGUUUGCUGAUGGAAAGCACCUGUGUUGUGUUAGCUUGAGCAAGCUAGUAUUUGUUCAUGCGCUCACGCGGUUUCUCCAGUUUUUACGCACAAAUCCGCUGCAUGGCGGUGCAGAAUUUUGAGCGAUGAAAUGUGAGCUACCCCGGAGAACCGCCGAGGAGAAAUUGGGCGUCACAUUUUCAUUAUAGUGUCCCCUCCAUGGUUCCCACAAGCCUGGGAUAUUAGCUGUAACUACUGUGGAGUCUCACUGUAAGUGCUCCAUGACUAAGUCGGCGUAGUUUGCGUGUGUCGGGUCCAUGCUGUGGACGUGCGUGGGCGGCGGGCGCUCGCUGGUGCCCGACCAAGGGUUACAGCCCCACGGAGUCGCCGCCGCUGCUGAUACAGAAAGAUUACAGGUCUUAUCUGUGGCUCCUAAAGUCACUUCUAGGACUGUUUUAUUGCGACACAGGAAAAAAAGGCCAUAAACCUAAAGUGAGUGACGGAUAGCUGCACUUGGCUGCAGCGGCUUCUCAUUAGCGCGGUUUAUGGCCCAGGAUCCUCAGUGAAAGCAUGUGCUGGGCCGGGCCGGUCACCGUGGCCAGAGCCGGAGCGUCCUCAGGACAAGUUCAGGGUGACUGCCAGGAACUUUUAAUGUGAAAUAAAUCUGAACGCUGGAUGCUGCUAACCACGAAAGCUCUGUCUGAAAACCUUGAGCGACCUGAAAACACGGCAGAUUCCGUCACACGCUGCUUGGAACGAUUUGAUGGUGCACCUGACGUGAGCGCAGGAAGUGACGGUCACACGCGUCAGUAGCGUAAGAGCUGUGUCUCUGUCUCCGUGGGGGCCCCUGGACCCGCCACCUCUGCGCCGGAUAUGAAUGAAACUCAAAGACGUUUCUGUCGUCGGAUUUUAUUGUUGCAGAACUUCCUGUUUACCAUAGAAGGCGUUGCCCUGUUGUGUUGAGGAUGGUGAGUUCCAUCUGUCAUGGCUUUGGGACCCCUGCGCAACACAGGUCCCUUGGUUACCUGUGUGUGAAGGAAGCAGAAGAUACGUGACAGGCUCUAAUCCCUUCAGGUGUUUGCUGUGUGUUUAGUUGAUACCUGUGGUGGUUUGUCAGCCAGUCAAAUGGAUCCCAUCAUCCCCAGGCAUCCGAGGAAUGAAUCGCCGGAGACCUCCAGCAUCUCCAGUCGCACCAGUUUUCACACACAGUGGACCAGAGGAGCUCUCGAGAUGACUGGAAUAGUUCAGAUGCUGCUCAGACAAAAGCAGGAGAAACAGGGGCGAUGAGUGAGGCGCGGGAGCGCCGCCGUGACCCGCUGGCCGACCUGGGUUAAUCCCGGUUUACGCUGACCUCACUCAGCAGCUCCCCUCACCUGGAGCGUGACCCCCGCCUGACCCCUGAGGCGCUGACAGCCUCGACAUGGCGACUUCUCUGGGAGGCAUUUUCUUAGAAAGCUGCUGUGAUCACCCCAAAAGAGUCAACAGAGCCACGGAUUCAAAGAAAAAUCGCCGCUUCAUGGGAGCAUUUCUCAUGCAGUGGCCUGUUUUGUGUCGCUGUAUCUGACAGCUGGAGCUGAUUGUUCAGUGUCAGGGCUGUUUGUUUUCCCGGUCAAGGCGUCGGAGGCUUCGUUUCAAAUGAGUCAAAGUGACUAAUGUUGGAAUUAUAGGUGGCGGACACACGGUAGCGAGAUGACAGUGCAGAUAGGAGCUCACAUUUGUGCCCUGUUAACAGCAAUAAAUCAGCUUCAGACAUGUUUGUCGAGUGUGUAGGCGUGCGGUGGUUGUAAAGGUGUUUCCACACCGUGUGUGUGUUCAGCAUAGGUCGCGUAUUUGGGUUUUUAGUCGGGUGUCAGGUGGGACAUUGAGUCACGUGACACGUCCGCUAUGCUGUUUUGUCGAUUUGGGCUCCAUUCAGUGCUGUCGCGUGUUUGUAAUGGUGUUUUUUAUUUGAACAUAAUAUUCUCCAUAAUAUUCUGUGCAUCAUUCUAAACACUGGAUUUAUGAGGAGAAUGACCAGCAGGCGAGUAACGUGUGGAGAAGUUUCAGCUCUGAUGCGAGUUUCAAUGGAUGCAACAAAACAAUUUUUCAAUUUUAGAUGAUUAUUUUUAAUGGUAGAAAUUAUAGUCAAUCAUCCUGUAACUUAUCCAGUAGGAUGGAAAAUAUUAAAAUAUGUCAAAGUAAAAAUACCG